Molecule: messenger RNA, 567 nt
Organism: Aegilops tauschii subsp. strangulata
Lineage: Eukaryota; Viridiplantae; Streptophyta; Magnoliopsida; Poales; Poaceae
Product: E3 ubiquitin-protein ligase SINA-like 4
Molecular function (GO): zinc ion binding
Source: RefSeq, a predicted model, not a curated record
ACUGUCCUCUCCUCGGUGAGGGUGGAGUGCCCGCAUGAAGGCUGUGGGCUCUACGUCACUUACCACAAGCUCGCUGAUCACCAGAGCGUGUGUCCGCUCGCGCCCUGCAAAUGCCCCGUGACCGUUUGCGGCUACAAAGGCCCGCUGCCGGCGCUCUCCCACCACAUCAGCACCGUGCAUCCCAUGCCCGUGCACAGGAUCCAGUACGGCAAGGUGCUCCAGCUUCAAGUGCCACUAUCAGAGCCACGGCUCUUGCUGUUCACGGAGGAGGACGGCCGCGCGUUUUUCUUGGUCAGCGGCGUGCUCGACAUCAGCGUGCCUAUCGCCGUGUUGGUCGUCUGCAUCAGAGCAGGGUCGUCCCCACUUCCGCACUAUGUGGCCAAGCUGUGGGCGAAUGGCCCACCGGGGGAGCCCAAAGGCAGGACCGACGCCCUCAAGGUGGAAAUGGAGGUGACAAGCAGCAAGGAUCCCGACGACGUCACCGUGCAGGAGCUGACCUUCUUCACAGUUCCGCCCAAGCUGCUGGCCGGGGCUAAGCUGGUGUCCCUCCACAUUCAGAUUGACAAG